GCGGUGCACGCUGGGAGUGGUAGUCCAGCGGAGGAAGCAGCACCUUUAGGCACAGUCUCGCGAGAGGCCGCGGUCACUGGGUGCGCGCGGCGCUGCCCGGGACUGGAGUCCGGAUUGGGAUCAGGAUGAAGGAGGACAAGGAGAACGCCAGGCCCAAGGAGCGGCGCGGGGUCUCCGCCGGACCGGGGGUUCUGCUGGCCGCGGGGCCAGGCACGGGUCCCGCCGCCGGCACGGACGGCAGAGCCGGCGCCGCCGAGCUCGAUCGCCUGGAGCGGCCCAAGGACAAGAAGGAGACGCUCAGCAAGGUGGUGAUCCGCCGGCUGCCGCCCAGCCUGACGAAGGAGCAGCUGGAGGAGCACCUGCAGCCUCUGCCCGAGCACGACUACUUCGAGUUCUUCGCGAACGACUCCAGCUUGUACCCACACAUGUUCUCGAGAGCAUACAUCAACUUCAAGAACCAGGAAGACAUAGUCCUCUUCAGGGAUCGCUUCGACGGCUACGUUUUUGUCGAUCACAAAGGUCAGGAAUAUGCUGCCAUAGUUGAGUUUGCACCUUUCCAGAAAGCUGCAAAAAAGAAGAGUAAGAAAAAGGAUGCCAAAACUGGAACUAUUGAAGAUGAUCCAGAAUACAAGAAGUUUUUGGAAAGUUACAGUGCAGAUGAUGAAAAAUUAACCUCCACUCCUGAAACUUUACUGGAGGAAAUAGAGGCAAGAAACAAAGAGCUAAUAGCUAAAAAGACUACUCCUUUAUUGAACUUCUUGAAAAAUAAACAGAGACUGAGAGAAGAAAAAAGAGAGGAGAGAAGGAGGAGAGAAUUAGAAAGAAAAAGACAAAGAGAAGAAGAAAGAAGAAAAUGGAAAGAAGAGGAGAGGAGGAAGAGAAAAGAAGCAGAAAAAUUGAAGAAGGUAGACAGAUGCCCAGAAAAAGAAAGAGACAGAUCAAAAGAAGAACCAAAGAUUAAGCUACUUAAGAAGCCUGAAAAAGAUGAAAAAGACUUGGAGAGAAAAGAAAAAUCCAAGAAACUGGAAAAAGAGACUCUGAGGGAGGAAAAAAAUGCGAGUAGUGCAUCUGCCAAACGAUCUGAUGGGGAGACAAAAGAAGAGAAGGCAAAAAAAUCAGAAGAUGAGUGUGUAAAGGACUACAGGGACCGAGAUAGAGAUUUUGACAGAGACAGAGAAUAUGAGAGAGCACAGAGAGAAAAACUGAGACGCCAAGAAGAGGAGCGUCGGAGGCAGAAAGAGCGCUAUGAGAAAGAGAAGGUUUUUAGAAGAAAAGAGGAAGAGGUGAAAAAGGAGAGAGACUUACUCAGAGAAAAGGGAAAGAAAAGUGAUCUUACAGACUUUACCAGCAGCAUGGACAAAUCUGAGAAAGUAACCAAAGACGAUAAAAAAGAGGAUACAAUUAAGAGGGAUCGUAUCAGAAACAAGGAUCGCCCAGCAAUGCAGCUGUACCAGCCUGGAGCCCGAAGCCGGAGCAGAUUGUGUCAGUAUGAAGACAGUGCUGCAAAGCCCCCAGAUCAGGGAGUGGAUAAGAAACAAGAGGGUGAGACCAGUCACACGAAGGAAGAGGAGUGACUGAUGUGCCAGCCUUAUGUGUUCUGACUGUGCAGCCAAAGAGCAUGUACUACACAAUCCAGAAGUGCCUUCGGAGCGAAAAAGGAACAAAGGAAGAAAGGGGGGCAUUGUGCUGUUGGAUGUUUCUGGUUAAAGAACCUCAGUUGUAGAUUCGGAAUUUGAAAUGUGUUCUCAUUUGUAA
Molecule: messenger RNA, 1755 nt
Organism: Parus major (Great Tit)
Lineage: Eukaryota; Metazoa; Chordata; Aves; Passeriformes; Paridae
Gene: UPF3B
Product: UPF3B regulator of nonsense mediated mRNA decay
Exons: 10
Coding region: 126-1574 (482 amino acids)
Biological process (GO): nuclear-transcribed mRNA catabolic process, nonsense-mediated decay; positive regulation of translation
Cellular component (GO): nucleolus; cytoplasm
Molecular function (GO): mRNA binding
Source: RefSeq, a predicted model, not a curated record